Molecule: messenger RNA, 8001 nt
Organism: Rhineura floridana
Lineage: Eukaryota; Metazoa; Chordata; Lepidosauria; Squamata; Rhineuridae
Gene: VCPIP1
Product: valosin containing protein interacting protein 1
Exons: 3
Coding region: 442-4086 (1214 amino acids)
Biological process (GO): protein K48-linked deubiquitination; protein K11-linked deubiquitination; endoplasmic reticulum membrane fusion
Molecular function (GO): cysteine-type deubiquitinase activity
Source: RefSeq, a predicted model, not a curated record
UACAUUUCCCGGUCGUCCUUGUGCAAAAACAUCCCUCUUCAUCGCUCUCGGCUUUUCCUGUACCGCGUUGCAUGUCGGUACUGGUAGUUUUCAAAUACCCGGUACCCAACUCUACAUCAUCUGGCUUCCUGGGCGGAGGAUACUACACCUACCGUCUGCCUUAGCCCUGUGCGCUUGCGCCGUGUGCAUGGAAGGAGGGAGGGGAAAGGCCGUUACUCUGCGGGCAACGGCCAGGGCAGAGAAGAGGCAGUCAGUGGUGGUGCCGGAGGCUUCCGUGUUUGCUGUUGGGCUGGUGCACAGCGUCAGGGAGAAGGGCGGGUUCUGUCAGGCCCCGUCCGUUACGGCGGGGGAUGGGGAUGAACCUGUGAGGAGGCGCGAGCCGAAGGGUGCGGUGAAGGAGACCGGCCGCAGGCAGGCAAAAGGAAGAGGAGGCGCGGAGCGAUGUCUCAGCCGCCUCAGCAACAUCCGCCUCAGCAGGAGCAGCAGCCGGUGGCCGCGCCGGUCUCGAAGAAGAGGGACCGGCGUAUCUUCUCGGGCACUUGCCCGGAUCCCAAGUGCCAGGCGCGCUUAUUCUUCCCGGCGCACGGGCCUCUCAGCAGCGGGAGCAUCGAGUGCACGGACUGCGGACAGCGCCAUGAACAGCGGCAACUGCUGGCGGUGGAGGAGGUGACGGACCCGGACUUGGUGCUGCACAACUUGCUGCGGAACGCGCUGCUGGGGGUGAGCGGGGCGGGCCCCCCGAGGAAGAACACGGAGUUGGUUAAAGUCAUGGGCCUAUCAAACUACCAUUGCAAGCUGCUGUCUCCGAUCCUGGCCCGCUAUGGUAUGGACAAGCAGACGGGCAAGGCCAAGCUUCUAACUGAGAUGAACCAGGGAGAUGUCUUUGACUGUGCUCUUCUUGGGGACCGUGCCUUCCUUAUUGAACCUGAGCAGGUUGACACUGUAGGCUAUGGCAAAGAUCGCUCUGGCAGCCUCCUUUACUUGCACGACACCUUGGAGGAUAUCAAGAAGGCCAACAACAGCCAGGAGUGCCUCAUCCCAGUCCAUGUGGAUGGUGAUGGUCAUUGCUUGGUGCAUGCAAUCUCCCGGGCGCUGGUGGGCAGGGAGCUGUUCUGGCAUGCUUUGCGGGAGAACCUCAAGAAGCACUUUAAGGAGAAUCUCAGCCGCUACAAAGCACUCUUUCAUGACUUUAUUGAUGCGGCAGAAUGGGAAGAUAUCAUCAGUGAAUGUGAUCCUUCGUUUGUUCCUCCAGAGGGUGUACCAAUGGGCCUUCGAAACAUCCACAUCUUUGGAUUGGCCAAUGUGCUACACCGGCCCAUCAUCCUAUUGGAUUCCCUGAGUGGAAUGCGUAGUUCAGGAGACUACUCUGCCACUUUUCUUCCUGGAUUGAUAGCAGAGGAAAAAUGCAUGGGGAAAGAUGGGAUGUUGAAUAAACCUCUCUGUAUUGCCUGGAGUAGUUCUGGUCGUAACCAUUACAUUCCUCUAGUUGGAAUAAAAGGUGCUGCUUUGCCUAAAUUGCCUAUGAAAUUACUUCCUAAAGCUUGGGGAGUGCCUCAGGACCUUAUUAAAAAAUAUAUUAAAUUGGAAGAUGAUGGUAGCUGUGUAAUUGGAGGAGAUAGAAGUUUGCAAGACAAAUAUUUGAUGAGGUUGGUUGCUGCCAUGGAAGAGGUUUUUAUGGAUAAACAUGGUAUUCAUCCCAGCUUAGUAGCUGAUGUACAUCAGUAUUUCUAUAGAAGGACUGGUGUAAUAGGAGUUCAGCCUGAAGAUGUCACAGCAGCUGCUAAAAAGGCAGUGAUGGACAACCGCCUUCAUAAGUGUCUCAUUUGUGGUGCCCUUUCAGAACUUCAUGUUCCUCCAGAGUGGCUGGCUCCAGGAGGGAAACUGUAUAAUUUGGCAAAAAGUACCCAUGGCCAGCUAAGGCCUGAUAAAAAUUAUAGUUUUCCCCUCAACAAUUUGGUAUGUUCCUAUAAUCCUGUUAAGGAUGUACUUGUACCUGAUUAUAACUUGAGUAAUUUGACUGUCUGUAACUGGUGCCAUGGAGCACUGGUGCGGCGUGUCAGAAAUGAUGGCUCUGUUGCGUAUUUGGAUGGAGACAGAACUAAUACUAGAUCUACAGGUGGCAAAUGUGGUUGUGGAUACAAGCAUUAUUGGGAAGAUAAAGAAUAUGACAAUCUCCCUGAAGCUUUCCCUAUUACUCUAGAAUGGGGUGGGAGAGUGGUGAGAGAAACAGUGUAUUGGUUUCAGUAUGAAAGUGAUCCAUCUCUGAACAGCAAUGUGUAUGAUGUUGCAAUGAAACUUGUUACCAAGCAUUUUCCUGGAGAAUUUGGUAGUGAGAUUCUUGUCCAGAAAGUUGUCAAUACAAUUCUUCAUCAGACAGCCAAAAAGAACCCUGAUGAUUAUACACCUGUAAACAUUGAUGGUGCUCAUGCCCGAAGAGUUGAUGAUGUGCAACAAGGACAAGACUUGGAAUCUCAGCUUCCAACCAAAAUUAUUCUUACUGGACAGAAAACAAAAACAUUGCACAAAGAAGAGCUAAAUAUGAGUAAAACUGAAAGAACUAUUCAGCAAAACAUUGCAGAACAGGCACCUAUAAUGCAGAAACGAAAAACUGAAAAACUGAAACAAGCGCAAAAAGGGCCAACUAGAACUACUUCCCCUGGUGCUGUUUCUGAUGGGCCAUCCUCUGCACCUGCUACACCUACCAAGACUCCUUAUUCCCCAACAUCUACAAAAGAAAAGAAAAUACGCAUAACAACAAAUGAUGGGCGACAGGCCAUGCUCACUUUGAAGUCCACAACCACAUUUCUAGAAUUGCAAGAAAGCAUAGCUAGAGAAUUUAAUAUUCCUCCCCAUUUGCAAUGUAUUCGCUUUGGCUUUCCCCCCAAAGAGCUUUUGCCACCCAAAGAAGGGCAGGAAAAUGAACCUGUUCCUCUGCUGCAUGGUGAUAGAGUAACUAUAGAAAUCCUUAAAGGGAAGGAGGAGAGUAGUCAGACUACCUUAGUGCACUCGGCCCAUGCUGUGAAACAUGAUGAUGUUGCAGUUACUAGUAAAAUUGCUUCCAAGGAACUUCAAGAGCAAAUUGACAAGGAAAUGUACUCUUUGUGUCUUCUAGCAACAUUUAUGGGAGAAGAUGUCUGGUCGUAUGCAAAGGGACUUCCUCACCUGUUUCAUCAGGGUGGUGUGUUCUACAAUAUAAUGAAGAAAACAAUGGGUCUGGCUGAUGGUAAGCAUUGUACUUUCCCACACUUGCCUGGUAAGACCUUUGUGUACAAUGCAGCAGAAGACAGAUUGGAACUUUGUGUGGAUGCUGCUGGGCAUUUUCCUGUGGGUUCUGAUGUUGAAGACUUGGUUAAGGAGGCACUAAGUCAAGUGCGAGCAGAGGCUUCUUCAAGAAGUAGAGAAGCAAGUCCGUCACAUGGACUCCUUAAAUUAGGCAGUGGGGGCGUAGUUAAAAAGAAAUCGGAGCAACUUCACAAUAUAACAGCAUUUCAAGGAAAAGGCCAUUCUUUAGGAACUGCUGCUGGCAGUCAACAGCUCCAUCAAAGAGCCAGGGAAGCUCCACUUACAAGAAACCAAAGCUCAAGCACAGACUUCAGUCCCAGUUCAGCUAAAUCUGAGCCUUCAGUGUAUGCAGGAGAUUCUGGAAACAGUGAGCUUAUACGGAUAGCUCCUGGAGUAGGAACAAUGAGAGACAGCAGGCAGCUUGACCCUAAUUUGAUUGAGGCACAGCGAAAAAAAUUGCAGGAAAUGGUUUCCUCAAUUCAGGCUUCAAUGGACAGACACUUGCGAGAUCAGAAUACAGAGCCGUUAGCAACACACAAUUUCUCUCAAAGGAAAUUGGAAGCAGCAAGUUCAUCUAUUAAAGCAAAGAGCUCUCAGACUGGUUUGUCUGAAUCAUUUUCUUUAUCAAGUGGCACCGGACAUUUGAAUGCAGAAACAACUGAUAGUAACAUGUCAAAUGCAGUAGGAGCAACAUUCUCUACAAGAUCAAAAGCGCAAAAAGAAAAUUCUGUUGAAGAACCUGAAGAGAUGGAUAGUCAAGAUGCAGAAAUCACUAAUACAACUGAGCCAAUGGAUCAUUCAUGAAUAGUUAACAACUGAUAAAAUACAAGAGAUUACUGUACAAAUGUAAUGUUUGUUGGCUGGGCCACAUAAAAUUAGUAAUUGAAUCUUGUAUGUUUCAAAGAUUAUAUCUUACUCAUUGCAUGAUUGCAAGUGUGUGAUAGACAAUAGCUUUUAAUAUGCCAUUUUGCUGCCCAGGUUAGCUCUCAGUUACCUGUAAAUUAGUUAUUAGGAUAUGCACUGAGAUGAAUAUCAGCUGUAGAUGUGAGUUCUCAAUUUGUUUUUAUUUUAAUUCUGUUAAAGUCUUAAUCUUCCAGCCCAUGUAAAAUUGUAUUUUUAAACAUUAAUAUGUGAAAAGAAAAUCUUACCAAUGUAGUAUAUUUUGUCAGGUAUCAGUCCAUUCAGAAUUACAGCAUAAAGAGCCGUUCCCUUAGAUCUCAAUACUUUGCAUCCAUUUAGAUUGUCAGGUUUCUCAAAAACCCAAGUAUAUAUCAGAUCUCUUUAAAAGUUAUAAAUGUAAAGAAUGAUAGGGGAAAGUGCUAUGUAGUAUAAGAUGAAUAUAAAGCAAAGGUGAAGUAGUAAUGCAUGGUGGUUGGAGUCAUCAAAGAUUUUCAUUGCCCUGUUGGCUAGUGACUGCAUGUUUAUUUUAUAGCUGGUAGAGUACCAUAGUGUGCUUUACAUUGCAAAGGCAGUAGUAUGCAAGUAUUUUAAGAAACUACAGCAAACUAAUAAGGAUUUUUUUGCGUGUGUGCAGGAAGAUUUUGACAAAUAACAGUUGAUUAUCAGUGCUGGCUAUUGACAUUUUCUAAGCAUGUUGGAUUAAUGGAAUUUAGCAGAAAUUUCAUCAGGUUUUCAGAGACAAAGUAACAGCUUUUAAACUCCCUGGAAAUGGGAAAUACUGAGUGUUUUUAUUUUAAUGCAAAUCUUCAUCACUUUGAUUAAAUUGUCAUCCACUUAAAACGGCAUAUUCAUCAGAUCUACAGUGCUAAUUUUUAAGAAGCAGCCAUAGUAUUUACUCCAUAAAGAUAGAAUGUUUAUCUUAAUACUGAUGUUGCACUUUUGCCUCUUUGCAUAUUUCUAUUUUAUGUGCAUUAUUACUGCUUCAUCUAAUGAAAAUAAACUUGAAAUGGUAAAAGACAUAAUACAGAAGAAAUACAGAAAAGAGGUCUGAGGCUUAGUUAUUGAAGCCAGUGUUUGUGCAUCACAUAAAUUUUACCUGGUCCACAGAUACUGAGUUUGUCUUAUAAAUGUUUAUAUUCUGAAAAAAAUGCUCCUACUUUCUACAGUUAUAAUCACACAGGAAAACUCUAAGCAAUGUUAGGAUUAAAUGUCCCAAGUAAGGGAAGGUUUAUUUUUUUUAAUGGGAAAUUAGCUGAAGGUCCAACUGCCUCAGUUCUUUCAAGUAUAUUAAUCCCUUCAAACACCAUUUUUGCUUUUCUCAUUCAGGGACUACAUCUUUUAUUAUCUUGUGCACUGCAUAUAUAUAAAGUAUACAAAUAACACUUUCAUAAAUAAAUGAUUUUAAAUAUAUAAUUUUGCUGCUUAAUUUGCUCACAAGGUGAAAUAUGUGAUAUAAAUAUGGAAUUCUAAAAUUGAUCAUGCCACACAGAACAGAUGCUUGAGGAGGAAUAUAGAAAACUACUGUAACUUCUAGGAAACAUACAGCCAACUCUUUGGCUAUUGCCCAAAGAUUUAUCCAUUUACCGGGGAUUGUGCAGGUAUGGGUGAGUGAGAUUGGGCUUUCUGGCACAGCAAUAGUCUGUGCCUCAGCUUCAAAGGUAGCUUUUAAUAUAUGAGAUGGCUGGUGAGAUAAACCAGAAAAUAACUAUGCUUUCACAGACCAAAGGGGCAUCUGCACUUGAUAUCUAAAUCCUUUUGAGAACUCUGUUAACAGCUCUGGAUUCAUUACAUAAGCCUGGGAAUUCCAGUAUUGUUGGUGUGAGGAGAAUUAUUUCUUGGGGAUUUAUAACACAGAACUACAGUUCCCAGUAUUCCCUGGAUGAGAAUCAUGGCCAUUACUAGUUUAAAAUUGGCUUGAAUUAUAGGGUUGUUAAGUUUUCUGAUGGUGUGAUACUUUUGUUUUUAGCAUGGAAAUACUAUGGUGGUUCUUCAUUGUAUGGGAAAGAUAUUGCCAACAACAUUUCUUAUUCAAAGUUCAUGUAUAAAUGAGCAAGAGCUGUGAAGUUGUAGAGGCAUGGGUGAUUUUAUAAUUUAAUGUGGUGGUGUUGACCCAAGAGUUUACAUCUUUUCUGUCCCUUGUAGAAAUUCUUUCCCUUGAGGAAUUGUGUUUUGACUAUCAUUUUUCUCUUACCCAGAAAAUAACAGUACAAACUUACCCACUUUGUGUUUUCUCCUUUGUGUGACUUGUUAAGAGGUUUUUGCAAUGAAAAUUGUCAAGGAUUAGGAUAGGGGUGGGAAACCUGUGACCCUCCAGAUGUUGUUGGACUUCAACAGCCCCAGCCAGCAUGGCCAGUGGUCAGGGAUCAUGUGAGUUGUAGUCCAAUAGCAUCUGGAGAGCCACAGGUUCUCUGUCCCUAGCUUAGGAAUGUUAUGAAAAAUACUGCUGUAUCUAUGUGUUGGGAAAAUUUAACAUUUUUAGUAUUGCAAUUGUGCAGUGAAGGCUUAUCCCCAUCAAAGUUAAUGGGACUAAAAUGAACCAAUAAAUGCUAGUCCCAUUUACUUUAAUGACACUAAAGUUGCAAAUAACUUGAUAGAUUUCACUUAGUAGCUUUAGUGGUUGAGAGUCUAAUAUAAAGCGAAUUUAUGGAAAACAUUAGAUAUUGGGAGGGGGAUCUUAAGGAUGCCUGAAGUGAGUUUCCUUCAGACAUUUCAAAGUUCUAUCUGUAUCGUUCACCAAUGUUCAGGCUUUCUAAUGUGUGAGGGUCUAUAGUUUGACAGCUGGAAGACCAUGUUUUUUUCAGAUCGAAUGUGGGUCAAACAAGCAAGUUUAAUGUGUAUUUAAUAAUAUGAAUGGGGAAAUAGGACCACACUAGUAGCACAGCGGCAUUCAAUACACUGGUUUACGCUGGAUGGAGUAGAUCCAGUACAAUCGGAAAAGACAACAAACAGAAACAAUGUGCAUUUUAGAAAUUGCUGGAAUUACAGCAUACUUAUAGCUUUCCAAUAAAAGUAUUUUAGAAUCUACAAAUUGCCCAUAUUACAUUACUGAUCUAUAUUUCUGUGAAGAUUCAGCAUUUAGAUAUUAUUGCAGCUUAACAGUUGUUCAAUGACUGAAGAAUGGCUUGCUCAUUAAAUACCACUUUUGAAUGUAUGUUUGUAGCAGACAUCUACCCUGCAAAAAAUAAAGUAGCAAGAUGUAACAAAGAGCCUAAUUUUUUUAAGUAGAUGAUCUUUCCCCCUCUUUGCCUAUGUAUUGUGUUUCUGUCUUGUAGCUUUAAAGAUUCUACAUUUUCAGUUGAAAAUGACCUGUUAUAGGGGACAGUAUUUAGUAGCUGCUGUGUUUAUGGUCUAGAUGCGGUUUCUAUUCUUUGCUUUAGUAAAAACCACUGAAGACCAUUGCUGUACUAACAAUACUAUAGAAAGGGUGUAUUUUCUGAGACCAAAAUUGCUGCCUUUUUCCCCCCUGAAGGGAUAAAUUCAGACAUGAUGACUGUAUAGUGGAGGGCUUUGAUGACUGCUGUUCCUUGUGGACAUGCAGCCCAGGUAGAUUUUAUGUAAGCCCAAUAUGUGUGAAUUAUCCCAGACUCUCACCAAUUCUAGUGGAACUCAAUUACAUGCAUGCUUAGAAUCCCAGUCUAAGCUACCUUUUCUUUGGGUCAUUUUGACAUGCUGGAUGCUAGUCAGAAUUUGGCAGUCUCAGUUGGGGAUUGACAUAUUCCAGCAAACAGCUUUGUUCAAUAUUUACUUGGGAAUAUCCCAUAGUAUCUUACAUUUUAGGGUGUUGCAUUUAAAAUUCUUUAAGGCAGCAUUCCAGCUUUG